UUUGUGCUUGUUGUUUGUGUUUUGGUUUGUGCAGUGGCAAAACGACGAUGGUUGCUGUUGCUGUUGUUGGGAGGGCAAAGGCAGCGAUGCUGCUGCUGAUGCGAUCUGCUGCUGUGCGACGAGGUGGUGGUGAUGGUGGUGGUUAUGGAGGCGGUCGCGGCGGGUUGGUGCGAUUGCUGUCGCCGUUGAUGCUGUGCCAUCGAUGCAGCAGCCAGACAGCACCAGCCAUGGCGACGACAUUGCAGCCCGGUGCAUUGUGCAAGCAACCAUGCAACAAGAGUAGUAGCAAAGAGGUAGAGAAGUGGCACGUGGACAAAGGCGCGGAUGCGAAGAGAAUAUGGCCGGUUACGUUGCCUGCUGGCCUUUGCGCAGGCGCAAUGACAGGCAUGCCAGCAGUGGCGCUGUGUGCGGCAGGGGGUACCCCCAUCACAACGGCAACUGUCACGACCGCUGCCGGUUUUACCAUUCCAACAGCGCUCCUCACAUUACUGCAGGUCUCUGGGCCAGCCUUCUUUCUCUCCCUCCAGCUCUCAGGGAGUGUGGCCACGCGACAAAUCAUCAAGGAGAAGUCGGUGGGCAAGCUGAGCAUCCUGCCAUCGCUCUCGCUGUUCACAAACUGCGUCAUCUGGACGUGGUACGGGCACCUGAUUGGUGACAUGACGGUGAUGCUGCCCAACGUGAGCGGCGCCAUCUUCGGUGCGGCGUACACGGCCGUGUACCUCAAGUACACAACGCAGUCGCAGGCCAAGCUGCUUGCAGGCUCAUCUGCCAUCAUCGCCGCCGUCACAGGCGCUGCCCUGGCGUUGCCGACAGAGCAAGUCGUGCCGUAUAUUGGCCUGACCGGUGACGUGCUUGCUGUCAUCCUCAUGGCGUCGCCGCUCGCCACCAUUCGCACCGUGCUCGCGGAGAAGUCCACCAAGGCCAUGCCGUUUGCAACAUCCCUGGCGACGUUCUUCAAUGGCGCGUGCUGGAGCGGAUAUGGGUUUGUGGUGAUGGGCGACCCGCUGAUCUGGGUGCCCAAUGCCCUCGGCUUCCUUGCUGCCUCCGUGCAGAUGACCAUGUUCAUGCGAUUUGGCAUCCACCGCGGCGACUAGGCCACCAAGUGGGCAUGCGUAUGCACCCAGAAUGGUGGCGGCGGUGGUGGUAGUGUUUGCAGGUAGUGGUGAUUUGAGAUGUGUGUGUGUGUGUGUGUGUGUGUGUGUGUCCGUGUGUUUUGUUGCAUGAAAUGGUGGUUUGCUGCGUUGCAUUAUGUCAAGUGUUAAGUGUGUACUCUGUGAUGUGACACCCGAACUCCUACUGUCCCCGCUCCUUCGCACACAACGCAAAUGUGGCACCAAGUUGCAAGGGCCUUCGCGUCGUUUCACGCCAUGCAACGUGCUAUCAUGGCUUGAUUGGAUUGAAGACUGGCUGUUCCCGAGUCGAAAUGUUACACGAGACACUAUGACACUGAGAAGCAAUGUUCCCGAGUCGAAAUGUUACAC
Molecule: messenger RNA, 1481 nt
Organism: Salpingoeca rosetta
Lineage: Eukaryota; Choanoflagellata; Craspedida; Salpingoecidae
Exons: 4
Coding region: 48-1094 (348 amino acids)
Biological process (GO): carbohydrate transport
Cellular component (GO): membrane
Molecular function (GO): sugar transmembrane transporter activity
Source: RefSeq, a predicted model, not a curated record